AUGGAAAAUGCACCAGCAAUAAAGACUAAUGAAGCUAAUUUAGAAGAAUUAAACAAGAAAAUUGUUGAGAUUAAAAGAAAAAUUGUUCUUAAAGAGGGUCAGAAGAAAGCAAACGUCGAGGAAUGGGAUGUCGACAAGAAACAUUUUACAGAAAAAAUUAACGACUUCAAAAAAGAAAUAAAAAUUCUUACUUCGAAACUUAAAUUUCUUCACAAUCCAACAAAACAGAACCAGAAGCAAGUACAACAAGAUUCGACAUUGCAGCAACAAAAGAAAAUCCCACUCCCAAAAGGAGCGAAAAAUUACGAUGAAGGAGUUCAUAUUAUCGAUCUACAAAUCAUUGAUUUAAAAAAGCAAAAUGAUUUAUUCCAUGCGAAAAUUCUUAAGAAGCAACAGUAUUGUGAAAAAUUGAAGUUGGAAUUCCAUAAAUUGAUUAAUUAUAAGAAUGAGAAAAAUGCGACAGCAACGUCUUACAGACCACCAGAAACAAUGGAGGAAGAUCGAAAUCGAAAGCUUAUAACCCGUCUUGAAAAUGAAAUUCAUAAAAUGGAAGUUCAAUGGAAUGAGGCGGAACACAUUCGAAAGAAAUAUCACUGUAUCAAAAAUUCGCUGAUGAGUGAUUCGGAGAGAUUUGAAAGUACUUUACUUAAAAUGGAAGCAGCAAUUAAGGAACAACAGCAAGAGAUUAAUAAACUUCAAGCUGUAUAUCAAGAAGCUUUACAAAUGAGAGAUGCAACAAAAGGAAUUCUUUCUAAACAAGAACAAGCUACAAAUUCAUCAAAUAGAGCGAGAGAGCGUCAAGCUGCUGAAUUUCGUCGACAAGUUGAGAAUCGCAAGGCAGAGCUUGAACGUCUCGAGAGGAAAAUUUUUGCCACUGGCACGAAAAUCAUUCAUCAAGAGAGUGCCGCAAGCAGUGGUAAGAUUGAUGAUGAAGACACAUCGAUACGCGACAAUAAGACGACGAUGGAAGGCAAUUUUAAGAAACUAAUGACAGCUACAGGCAUAACGGCUUCAAACGAAUUAGUAGACCGUUUUUUGGCACAGAGGGAGGCAAGCGCACGCCUUACAUACCUACGUAAUGUUACAGAACACGAGAAAAAGAGAUUAGAGUCGCAACGUGAACAAAUGACGCAGCAACUUGACGUCUUUAAAUUUAGUGAUAAUCGUGAGAAUGAAGUAAAUCAAGAAGAGCUUGAAAAAGUUAAGAAAGAUAUUGACGAAGAGAAGAAACGAAAAACAAUUUUAGAAGAGGAAGCUCAUCGAACGAAUAUUGUUUUACAAUCCAUUAAGGAUGCUCUUGUUGAGAUGGUUUUAAAGCUUCAAGAGGUGGAUGAAAUGACGGCUGAUAUACAAGCAAGAAGAGUGGGAGGAGAAAAAGCCACAAAUGUUCCAUUACCUGAUUUGGUAUCUGGAAAUAUUUCAACAGAAAAAAUUGUAAAGAUGUUGGAAGAAAAGGUAAAGGUUGGAAUGAUUGCCUCAGGUCAAUUGGAGGGAAUUGACAGUGGAUUAUCAGAUGACGAAGAAGAAGCUGAAACUAAAUCAAUUGUGUCGGUAAAGAAAGAAAGCAUUGAAGGGAAGGAAAGAGUCAAAUCACCGUCAAUAAGAAAUUUCGCUAUUGAUGAAAAGCCAACUCCAUAUCCUCAAGUUUAUUCCAGUCUCAUUACUGGGAGAAGCACGGGAUUAGUCUCAGCAUCGCCUGGAGCAGGAGGAGGCGUGGGAUCGGAAGAGGAAGCAGAUGUUCCCAGCAGAUCUUUUCUUAAACGACAAGCCAAUCUCAUUUUGGAUGCUAAAUCCCGUCGAAAGUUUAGACAAGCACCAGCGACAAGACGAAAAUAAAAGACUUAUUCUGUGGGGAAAACUUUUAUAUACGGAAGGAAAACUUCGAAUUGAUUUUUUUUUCUUUUAAUUUUUACGUCACAAACAUUUACGUUAAAAGUUUCAUAUUUUAGUUUUGACUGAGACACGAUAAAAGAAUAAAAUUGAAUUUUAAAAAGAAAA
Molecule: messenger RNA, 1998 nt
Organism: Clunio marinus
Lineage: Eukaryota; Metazoa; Arthropoda; Insecta; Diptera; Chironomidae
Source: the annotation of a GenBank genome assembly